Molecule: messenger RNA, 2521 nt
Organism: Stegastes partitus (bicolor damselfish)
Lineage: Eukaryota; Metazoa; Chordata; Actinopteri; Pomacentridae
Gene: nfil3-6
Product: nuclear factor, interleukin 3 regulated, member 6
Exons: 2
Coding region: 499-1716 (405 amino acids)
Biological process (GO): regulation of DNA-templated transcription; circadian rhythm
Cellular component (GO): nucleus
Molecular function (GO): DNA binding; DNA-binding transcription factor activity
Source: RefSeq, a predicted model, not a curated record
CCUUUGGAUGGGGAAGGAGGUGGAGGGGGGUAACGAAGGAGGAGGAGGAGGAGGAGGAGUGGGGUGUCGUUUAAGAGGGAGGCGGUCUCAGGGACGCACACAAACAGGGCCCCGCUGGUUCAAGUGAGGAUAGGGACCGUCCUGAGCUGAACUCGGCGUUACAAAUAGGAGCUGCGGCAUUCCAAGUGGAGCAGAGUGGAGGUGCGCCUCGCCGAUGAUAAUAUUAAGUAACAGGCUCUGAGUGGAUCUGCACAGUGAGAACACAGAGGGACACACAGCGAGCCGCUUCUUGGGUGAACCGGACGCAAACACACAAAUUUACGCUCGGAGAGGAGCGAGAGGAGCCAUGCGCACCGGCGGACAGCACUGAUCAACCAGGUGGCACUGUUGCGACGUUCUCACCUCCUAGAGAUCCUGCAGCGAGCGUUCAGCACCACACAGCGGUGACUCUCUACUCUGAGCAGCGAGGACAGAAUCACUCAACUCCUGACAGGUGUGAUGUUUGAGGAGGAAUCCCAGGAGAUGAGGGGUGGGCAGGAGGUGGCCGUGCUCCACAGCAUGGAGUCGCCUGCAGCGGGGGCUUCCAGUGCUGGAGGAGGAGGAGGAGAAGAAGAAGGAGGGUCUCGGUCCUUCACCGAUGAGGCCGUGUCCAUCCUGACCUCCAGCAGCCUACUGGCUCGCUCCCUGCUGGGUCGCACCUCGGCCAUCAAGCGCAAAGAGAGCCCCACCUCCAGCAUCCGGCGCAAACGCGAGUUCAUCCCCGUGGACAAGAAGGACGAAGGCUACUGGGACAAGAGGAGGAAGAACAAUGAGGCGGCGAAGCGCUCAAGGGAGAAGCGUCGCGUCAACGACAUGGUCCUGGAGAGCCGAGUGCUGGCUCUGUUGGAGGAGAACGCUCGCCUCAGGGCGGAGCUGCUGGCUCUCAAGUUCAGAUUCGGCCUGGUUAAAGACCCCUCCAACACCCAGAUUCUGCCCCUCACCACGGCUCCCCAGCACAACACUCAGAGCUUGACUCCCCAGUAUUACCUCCACAGAGGGGAAAGCUCCUCGGCAGCACAUCCCAACAACCAGCCCGGCCAGCAGCUGAGCACCAGGGGCUCCAGGGAUGCUGGUAACAUGUCAGAGGACUCUGGGUUCUCGACGCCCGGCGGGUCCAGCGUGGGCAGCCCGAUCUUCUUUGAAGACCGGCUUAGUGAUCAUGGAAAACUAUCCCCACACAGGGCGGAGGAGCUGGGCUACGACCUGCACCACUCGCCUGCUGACGUCCACCACGCUGCAGGAUUCAGCGGAGGGAAGCUGGAUCAAGCGGAGGGGAUGAAAAACCUUCCUCACAAGCUUCGUUUCAAGAUGCCCGGAAGUAGCGACGGGGGCGACGCUGCGGGGGACAGACGUAGCCCGGCGCUCUCCGCCGCGGGACGGGAAAGUCAGAGGGAGACCGGUAAAGGACUGAGCGGAGGCGAGGCGGGAGCGGGGCACUGCGCCGGCUCCUGGCUCCAGCAGCUGGAGGGGGAGGAGGGCAGGAGGGGGAGACAGUCCCCUCAGUACAGCGUCUCCACUGCCAGCUACAGCCUCCAGUCUCCUCCCACGCAAGCACAGAGCGACGUCCAGUAUCAGCACGAGAACACUUACCUGAAGUCGCAGCUCAACUCUCUGAGCGAGGAGGUGGCUCAGCUGAAGAAGCUUUUCACAGAGCAGCUCAUGGCCAAAGUCAACUGAGGACCGUGAGCCAGCCGGCGCUCGCCAACAUCUAGACUUUUAAAGGACAAAGUUUUACUGUAAGAGUUCGGCGCUGGACCGUGCAUCACGAGGACUCUCACGUCUUGCUAACAAUGUGUUGUUUUUAUUUCAAAUACUGUAUUAUAUACUGUAAUAAAUGUCUUCAAACACUCAUCUCAUCACCUGCAGUCUAACAACUACUACUUAAUCUCCGAUAAGUUUUUUGCUCGGUCAGUCUUACCCGUGUUAGUGUUGAGUGUGUAAUAGUUUCCAUACACUGUGCACAACAUUCAACUGUUUACAUCCCAUCAUCACAAGCUGACACCGUUCAGAGACGACAAGUUCAUUCGGUUUGGGAGCGAGCCAGCCGGCUGUUAACAAGCGGCUGCAGUUGGGUAAUUAGGGAGGUUGGACUUACGGCAGAGGUUUCAACGCCGCCGAGACGGGUCUGCCGAGACAGGUCUGCUGGAAACCUGUAAACACAAGCAGAGGCAGACAGUAAAUACACUCACAAGAUGAAGCUAUUAGCAGCCAGAAACUUCCCCCGGUCCUAAAAGAAAGCUCUGUUCUCUGAAUCAGGUCACUCACAAAUAAAAAUAAACAUGUGUCAGGUUUGUGGUGUCACACGGUUCUGUUUGUUUAGGAAGAACGCCGUCCUGUGUUGGUGUCUCUGCUCAUGCCCAGUGUGAACAUGUUUUAUUACUUUUCCUGUUAUCUGUGCUGAGGUGGUGACAAGAAUUCUGCUGUCUCUCUCUCUCUCUCUGUGCGUUUUCAUAUUAAAAAAUAAAUGCAUUUGACACAUUCA